Neoarius graeffei (lesser salmon catfish) is the source of this 1688-nucleotide messenger RNA. RefSeq names its product wingless-type MMTV integration site family member 2 (gene wnt2). The transcript has 5 exons. NCBI's taxonomy places the organism in Eukaryota, Metazoa, Chordata, Actinopteri, Siluriformes, Ariidae. Gene Ontology annotation, cellular component: extracellular region. The record is from RefSeq and is a predicted model, not a curated record. Gene Ontology annotation, biological process: cell fate commitment; multicellular organism development; canonical Wnt signaling pathway. The coding region runs from base 250 to 1302 and encodes 350 amino acids. Gene Ontology annotation, molecular function: cytokine activity; frizzled binding.
CCUGCCCUUCAUACCAGACAGCACACUGCUCCCACCCCUUCUAUAAGCAAUCUCAGACCUGAUAGCGGACCGUCAGCAACCUGAAUGGGACAUGUCUGAUUCCAGGAUGGUUUGUGGAUGAAGGACAACUAAGCAGUGCGUGGCUCCAGCGCACUUCCCAGCCAUCACCUCUCCUUCUUCAUCUUUUUUUUUUGUUCCAUUGAAAACGAGCGUGUGAACGAAUGAGCACACCAAUCUGGAGUUAGUAAUAUGAACUUUCUGCCAAGUGGAAUAUGUUUAUAUCUGUCUGUGGCAACCUGCUGGUUCACAUCAAGGGUCGACUCAUCCUGGUGGUACAUGGGCACGCUGGGCUCGCAGGUGAUGUGCGACAACAUCCCGGGUCUGGUGAGUAAGCAGCGGCAGAUGUGCAGGCAGCAUCCCGGGAUCAUGCAGGCAAUCAGUGAUGGAGUGAGCGAGUGGAUCAGUGAGUGUCAGCACCAGUUCCGCCAUCACCGCUGGAACUGCAACACUGUGGCCAGAGACCAUAGCGUGUUCGGGAAACUCCUGCACCGCAGCAGUCGUGAGGCUGCCUUUGUGUACGCCAUCUCCUCAGCAGGCAUGGUCCACACUCUGACCAGAGCCUGCAGUCAGGGCGAACUGGACUCUUGCUCCUGUGACCCGGGAAAAAAAGGCUCAUCACAUGAUGCCAAAGGGCCCUUUGACUGGGGCGGCUGUAGUGACCACGUGGACCACGCCAUCAAGUUCACCCAGGCGUUUGUUGAUGCCAAGGAGAAGAAGGAGAGGGAUGCACGAGCGCUCAUGAACCUGCACAACAAUCGUGCAGGAAGGAGGGCAGUGAAACGUUUCAUGACUCUGGAAUGUAAAUGCCACGGUGUGAGUGGGUCCUGCAACAUUCGGACAUGCUGGCUAGCCAUGGGUGACUUCAGACAGACAGGCGACUACCUGCGCAAGAAGUACAACAGCGCCACCCAGGUGGUGAUGAACCGCUAUGGGACGGGUUUCACCAUCGCACACAGGAAGUUCAGGAAGCCCACAAAAAAUGAUCUGGUCUACUUUGAGGACUCACCUGACUAUUGCAUAUGGGACCAUGAAUCUGGGUCAGUGGGUACAGGCGGGCGUGUGUGCAACCGGACUUCACACGGAGCCGACAGCUGUGAGGUCAUGUGUUGCGGGCGGGGCUAUGACACUUCCCGUGUGAGCCGCACCACCAAGUGUGAGUGCAAGUUCCACUGGUGUUGCGCUGUCCACUGCAGGGACUGCCACGAAGAGGUGGACGUCCACACAUGCAAAGCCCAAUCGUGACCACUGCCAACCAGAGUCAUGAUGCUGGUAUUCACAAAGCAUCUCUUUGUAGCAUGGGACUGAUCCAGGAUCAGGUUUUGUGACUAGCUUUAUUGUUCAUGAGAGCUAUCACAGUGCAGGUGAGGAACUGCACCCUAAUUCAGCCCACAUACUAAUAUCCUUUAUAAAUUUUAGCCAUGUCAAUUAAUGCUUUGGGGUCUAAUAUUAGAACCAAUCAUUAGAAACUAGGACAAAAGAAAUGAGCUGAUGAGCAAUACCUGACUCCAAAACACACCAUAUCUGUACGUAAACUAAGUUUAAAGUCUUAGAAAUCCUAGACUUUUUUUCCCAACAUCUUUUUGUUGUUCCUUUUAACAUAUUAAAUGUAUUUAUUAAGUGCUGUAUCA